AUGGUUGCUCGCAACAACACGCUAGCGAAGGAAUACAGCCAGCUUGAAGAGGAGCUCGGCAAGAAAAUAGCCCUUGUGGAUGAACUCACCGUGAAGGUGUCCAACACAGAACGAAUCGUCAAGGCGCUCCAGGACGAGCGCCGCAACGAGCUGGCUCUCUACGAGAAAGAAAUCGCUUUUUACAAAGAUACCAUUGCUGACCUACAGCGGAAAUCGCUGCGGUACCUCCAGCAGCUCGAGCAAGGCCGGUCCCACUCGCACCAGGUGUCCCAGGAGCUGGACGAUAAGUAUGCCCGUUUGUUGAAGUCCGUCAAGGCGCUCCAGCUGGACCUAGAGCUCGAGAGAAACUCCAAGGCCUUGCUUAUAGACCAGAUUGAAUAUUUGACCAAGGAGCGAGACUUCUUGCUCGAUCACGAGAACCUGGCCUCCAGGGUGCCCCUGGGCCUGAGCGUGGUGAAGCACCAUGUGCAGCAGUACGACGAGGAGUCCGAGGAGAGCUUGAACAUGCUCAGCUCGCUAGCCGACGAGUUGGUCCAGGACGACUACGCUCUAGAAACAUCGUCUCCGAUCAAGAGCCCCGAAUACAAGGAGGACAACUUCAUGGAUGUUGCGAGAAACUUCCAGUUUCCUCCUUCGCCCGAGAGGAUCCCUUCUCCUGAAAGGCUCCCCACUCCAGAAAGACUUCCACCACCUGUCUCACGCCUCCCGCCUUCGCCUGAUGCUAACGUGCUCAAACGCAAAUCUCUACCUAUCAAACUCAAGGAGCAGGAAGACCUGAAAGACGAGUUCGUGCUUUCUCCCCUCAAACUCACAAGCAACGGCUACUUCGAGCCUGACUUGUCCUCCCGUCUGGCUAGCACAUCCAAGAGACAUCUGCUUAUCAAGCCCAACCACUCUCGUUACAACUCUCAUGAUUUCAUGCCCAUAAAGGUGGAAUUCGAGCAGCAAGAUCAGCUGUACAGAAGUAGCCUGGCGCCAGUCAAGGAGAUGUUGAACAAGUUGAAGGAGGUGGAUGAAGGUGACGGAGACCAAGCUGAAGCUCUCCGCAAGCUCAAGGGGCUUGAACCUUCCAAACGUGACUCCUUACUCAGCUCUUCCUCAAAACGCUCUAGCAUGUUCACGGAUAUCAACAUUCUGAGCAGUGACAUCACCAAGCAAGAAAUCAUGAAGCUCAAAUUCGAAUUGCAAUCGCUCAAGUUGCACAACGAAAAGCUUCUUUCGUACAUCGGCUUCGAGCUCCAAAAGCAGAAGAAGAAUAUCAAGAAGCUCUCGAGCAGAAGCAACCUCCGUGGCGGCAAUAUGGAGUACUCCGAUGCCAAAUUGAUUGAGAAGCUGAGAGACAUGCUCAUACAGAAGAAGAGAGUUCUUCGAUCCGUGUCGAUCAACCCAAUCCUUUCAACCAAGGCGGAUGCUAGGAAGUCCAGCUUCCUCGAUCCUGCGCUUGGGCUUGGUCUUCUACAACCAGCACGAGGUGAAGAUGAGGACGAAGACGACUUUGUCUUCAAGAGCCAUUUCAUUAACUCUCUCGGUAACGUUAAUGGCGACUGCGAUGACUAUGGCUUCCUAUCUCACCAUCGAAACCAAAGCCUGAGACUCUUCUCCAAUCAUACCCAAGAGUAUCUCAAUGAGGCGGACACCAAGCAGCCGAAGAAGGCAAAAUCUCAGACGUUUGCGCCACAGGACGUCAGCUUCUCGCAGUUUGAAACCGACUGGGAGCAGAGCGUUGAGGAGAGUAUAGAUGGCGACGACGAGGAUGACGAGGACUUGUGGGAGGAUAUGGCAAGCGAGAAGUCCAGCAGCGGAAGUGAAGUCGACUAUGCCAAGCUCAAUACCUUUAACCAGCUCCGGUACCUCAUCAUGGGUAAGGAGCAUUUCCGCAAGAAACGCAGAACCCUGGAAGAGCCCCUCGUUGACGAGAACUUGAAGUAUAAGUUCUUGACGGUGGUGAUUGGUAUCACCGUCUUGGGGCUCCGGUUUACAGCGCAUCAUCCCCAGCAGCAUACCUAA
Messenger RNA from Candidozyma duobushaemuli, 2007 nucleotides. RefSeq lists its product as uncharacterized. The coding region runs from base 1 to 2007 and encodes 668 amino acids. The record is from RefSeq and is a predicted model, not a curated record. The transcript has a single exon. NCBI's taxonomy places the organism in Eukaryota, Fungi, Ascomycota, Pichiomycetes, Serinales, Metschnikowiaceae.